Botrytis cinerea B05.10 is the source of this 2671-nucleotide messenger RNA. RefSeq lists its product as hypothetical. Gene Ontology annotation, molecular function: long-chain fatty acid-CoA ligase activity. The transcript has 3 exons. Lineage: Eukaryota; Fungi; Ascomycota; Leotiomycetes; Helotiales; Sclerotiniaceae. The coding region runs from base 362 to 2464 and encodes 700 amino acids. Gene Ontology annotation, cellular component: endoplasmic reticulum; lipid droplet; plasma membrane. Gene Ontology annotation, biological process: long-chain fatty-acyl-CoA metabolic process; long-chain fatty acid metabolic process. The record is from RefSeq and is a predicted model, not a curated record.
GGUUGUUCAAAAUAAACGAAAGCAAGGCAGCGUCAUACUCCAUCUACCUGGCUGUGAAAGCGAUUUAUUAUUUCUUCUCCUUUCCCCAGCCCCAAUUGCUCCCCGACAUUCCGAUAUAUCUCAACCAUUUCCUAUACCUGAAUUGCAAAGAAUUAUAACGUUUCAUUGACAAUACAGUCCUGGUAGCCGGUACCUACACGAGUUCAAGGGCAUUCGCGUAGCUCUCUCUCUCAUCCUCUAAAUACAUAACACGAAGUCACAUCAACAAGGGACGGAGCUUGCGCACCACCAAUUUCCUCUCCCCAUCAAAUACAUCAACUCUCAACUCUCAACAAUUGAGCUUCAUCACCACCAGGUCAAAAUGGCGUCCUCAGGGUCGCUCAAGAACAUCUCCGUUCAACCCAAAUUCUAUCACUCACCACCUUUCAGUGCGGAGGCGCCGGGCCACAAAGCUGUAAACGGUGAGACUAUUCCAAGAAGACACCCUUUGACAGCCAACAAGCUUGCCACCCGCCCUUCCGAAGAUGUUUCAACUGUUUACGAUAUAAUCAAACGAAGUUCCGAGAAGUAUGGAAACGCGAAAGCUGUCGGAAGUCGAACAUUGAUCAAGACUCACCAGGAAGUAAAGAAGGUGAAGAAAAUGGUCGAUGGCGAACAACAAGAAGUCGAUAAGAAAUGGACAUAUUUCGAACUCAGCGAAUACAAAUACAUGAGCUUCUCAGAAUAUGAAAAGUUAAUCUUACAAGUUGGAGCUGGUUACAGAAAGCUUGGGUUGAAGAAAGAGGACCGAGUACACAUUUUCGCGGCGACAAGUGCUCAUUGGUUAGCAACUGCUCACGGCGCAGUUUCUCAAUCGAUGCCAAUUGUUACCGCAUAUGAUACUUUGGGAGAGGACGGUCUCAAGCAUUCCUUGGUUGCGACCAGAGCUAAAGCUAUCUUUUUGGAUCCUCAUCUAUUACCAACCUUGAUUAACCCUCUCAAGGAAGCCAAAGAUAUUCAAUACGUAAUCUGGAACAGCCAAAAUGAGGUUAAGCAAGAGAACAUUGAUAACCUCAAGAAGGCACACGAGAAGCUCAAGAUUUUGAGUUUCGAGGAAUUACGAAAGCUUGGCGAGGAGAAUCCUGUUGAACCAGUACCCCCCGCACCAGAAGACCUGUGCUGCAUUAUGUAUACCUCUGGUUCUACCGGACCACCAAAGGGUGUGCCCAUCAAACACAAGGCAGUUGUAGCAGCUGUUGCUGGUGUCAAUGUAAUUGUCGAACCAUAUCUUGGUCCAGGUGACGGUCUUUUGACAUACCUCCCUCUUGCGCAUAUUCUCGAGUUCGUUUUCGAAAAUGCUUGUUUGUACUGGGGUGGAACUAUGGGUUACGGAAACCCCAAGACUUUGUCGGACACAUCAGUUAAAAAUUGCAAGGGAGAUAUUCGAGAAUUCCAGCCAACCGUUUUAGUUGGUGUUCCCGCCGUGUGGGAAUCCGUCAAGAAGGGCAUCGUUGCUAAGGUUAAUGGUGGAAGCCCGAUUGUCAAAAACCUCUUCUGGGGUGCACUUUGGGCUAAGAACAACCUCUUACGUUACGGACUCCCAGGUGCUGAGGCUUUGGAUGCACUAGUAUUCAAGAAGGUCAAGGAAGCUACUGGUGGAAAACUCAGAAUUUGUUUGAACGGUGGUGGACCAAUUUCCAAAGACACUCAGAGAUUUAUUUCCAUGGCCAUUACACCGAUGAUUAAUGGGUAUGGAUUAACUGAAACUACUGCAAUGGGCGCCUUGAUGGACCCUAUGGAAUGGACCGACGAAGCAUUAGGUGAUAUUCCUGGUUCUAUUGAAAUCAAGCUUGUUGAUUUCCCAGAUGCUGGAUACUAUGCAACCAACAAACCAAACCCCCAGGGAGAAAUUUGGAUUAGAGGAGAUCCUGUCAUGGAAGGUUAUUAUGAGAAUCCCGAAGAAACAGCAGAAGCUCUGACCGCAGAUGGAUGGUUCAAGACCGGUGAUAUUGGAGAAUGGGACAAGAAUGGUCAUCUUAAUAUCAUCGACCGAAAGAAGAAUUUGGUCAAAACUCUCAACGGAGAAUAUAUCGCCCUUGAGAAACUCGAAUCUAUCUACCGCUCCGCUACGGUCGUAGGAAACAUCUGCGUUUAUGCCGACCAACAGAGAACCAAGCCAGUUGCUUUGAUCGUUCCAGCUGAACCUGCGUUGAAGAAACUUGCCGAAAAACUUGGUGUCCAAGGAUCCAGUGUGGAGGAAUUAGUACACGAGAAGAAGAUUCAAGAUGCCGUGUUGAAGGAAUUACAACAAGCUGGUAAGGCUGGUGGAUUGUCAGGAAUUGAAAUCAUCGAAGGUGUUGUCUUAUCUGAUGAAGAAUGGACCCCUCAAAAUGGAUUGGUAACAUCUGCACAGAAAUUGCAACGAAAGAGUAUUUUGGAGAAGUAUAAGAAGGAGGUUGAGUCUGCAUAUGCUAGAAACAACUAAUUGCUUUUCAAGACAACUUGGUAAUGGUUUACGAAGAAUACGUAGGUCAUGAAGAUUUUGUGAUUUCUAACUUUCGGAGUGGUUCGUUCUGGUGGUUAGCAUUUGUAUGAUAGUCUGGCAGUGUUGGUAGUAUAGGCAGGCUUUGCUUAUUUUAGUUUAGAUUUCUUAUGAAAGUAACUUAUUUAAUUACACCCAAUAUAUUGAUCA